This is a messenger RNA of Spodoptera littoralis (African cotton leafworm), 1209 nucleotides long. Lineage: Eukaryota; Metazoa; Arthropoda; Insecta; Lepidoptera; Noctuidae. The record is from the annotation of a GenBank genome assembly.
AUGGACAUAGAUGAGAAGGUCUCGGGGCCCGGUGGGGCCUCGCAAAAGAACUGGUCUCAUCCGAAUGCCAGCGAUGAGUUACCUCUGGACAUGAGGUUCAACCAUGGCCAUAUGGUGUCAAUGACAGUGUACAGUGUGUUGAUGCUGAUCUCAGCGACUGGGAAUCUGACAGUUCUAUCGCAAUUGAUGAAGAGGAAGCGAGCGGGGAGAGCAAGUAGACUUGAUGUUCUAUUGAUGCAUUUAGCGGUUGCUGACCUUAUGGUGACAUUCCUUAUGAUGCCGCUGGAGAUCGCGUGGGCGGGCACCGUGCAGUGGAUGGCAGGGGAUCUGAUGUGCAGAGUCAUGAUGUUCACCAGGACCUUCGGACUGUACCUCUCCAGCUUCGUGCUUAUCUGUAUAGCUGUUGAUAGAUACUACGCCAUAUUAAAGCCUUUGAACGUGACAUGGGAGGCGCGCGUGCGCAGAGCGCUGAUUAUCGCGUGGGUGUGCGCCGGCCUCGCCAGCCUGCCGCAGAGCUUCAUAUUCCACGUAGAGGAGCAUCCUGAUGUUAAGGGGUACUACCAGUGCGUGUCGUACGGGUCGUUGCCGACGGAGUGCCACGAGUUUGCGUACUUCUUAGUGAACAUGAUCCUCAUGUACGUCAUCCCACUGCUGUCCACGCUGUACUGCUCCUCGGCAGCUUUGUUGGAAAUCAUUCGGAGAUCUAACACUUCUAAUGAUAAGAUGCGACGGAGCGGCGUGGGUAUACUCGGGCGGGCGCGAGCUCGGACACUCAAGAUGACAGUCACUAUAGUUCUAGUCUUUUUUACAUGUUGGUCACCCUACUACUGUUAUUGUUUGUGGUACUGGAUCGACAAAGAAUCUCUAAAGAGUUUGGAUCCAGUGAUUCAGAAGGCGAUGUGGUUGUUCUCAUGUACAAACUCAUGCGCCAACCCUAUCGUAUACGGCGUGUUCAACCGAAACCGGUGGUCGUGGCGCGCGGGACGGGUGAGUUACUUCAACGUCCGAUGUAGAAGCGGCAGUAUGAGACGUGGUUCAAGACUCCCCUACGGCGAAUCGAUGGAGAUUUCAGCAGCAACGCUUGCCAGAGCCAGGAACUCUAUGGGAAGCGAGCGCAACGGCCGACGGGACUCAUAUAAUGCACAAAAUGGGUCACAGAAACAUUGGAACACAAUAAAUAAUAAUCAUGUCGGUAACGGCAUGGUAUAG